AUGCGACAACAACUCAUCGCUUUUGCCUCUUUCGUUUCAACUGUGACGACUCUGAAAUGCAUGCAGUGCACGGGAUGGACAUGGACAUAUCCCGGGACACAGGCAAGUCCAUGCGAUAAUAUGAACAAUCAAUGCACGGCUGAUAAUAAUAAUAUGUGUGUUAGAACCACUGAUCCGAUGAGACCUGGAGCGAACUACGAAACGUUCAAAUUGGACUGUUGGAGUGGCGGGUCGACAAUUCAAGUGCUGCCAAAUCAACCGCAACCUGUCGCUUCAGGACAAUGCUUCAACACACAAGAUGGAUCGAAUCCACCAAGAAGACAAAAAGUCUGUUUCUGCAACAAUGCCGAUUGGUGUAAUGGAGUUGAAACAAAAAAUUUCUUCAUUUACUCUCUCAUUUUUCUCAUGGCUUUUUACUUCACUUUG
Molecule: messenger RNA, 426 nt
Organism: Mesorhabditis belari
Lineage: Eukaryota; Metazoa; Nematoda; Chromadorea; Rhabditida; Rhabditidae
Source: the annotation of a GenBank genome assembly